Molecule: messenger RNA, 245 nt
Organism: Racocetra fulgida
Lineage: Eukaryota; Fungi; Glomeromycota; Glomeromycetes; Diversisporales; Gigasporaceae
Source: the annotation of a GenBank genome assembly
AUGAACCAUUUUUCCCAACCAUUACCCGUCCUGUUCAACAACCUCAAUUAACCUACCCUGUUCAACAAUUUCAAUCUUCACCCCAGCCUAUUCAACAACCUCAAUCAACAACCUACCCCGUUCAACAACCUCAAUCUUCACCCCAGCCUAUUCAACUACCACCUAUUCAGCAAUUUCAAUCUUUAUCCCAGCCCAUUCAACUGCUCAUUCAACAAUUUCAAUCUUCAUCCCAGCCCAUUCAAUAG